Molecule: messenger RNA, 349 nt
Organism: Drosophila bipectinata
Lineage: Eukaryota; Metazoa; Arthropoda; Insecta; Diptera; Drosophilidae
Product: retinin
Source: RefSeq, a predicted model, not a curated record
AUGUCACAGAAAUUGAGUAUCCCUUUGGUUUUCCUAUUCUGCCUUCUGGCUCUGGGACAAGGUCAACUGCGUGUUUACCAGCCUGGAUGGAUAGGCCUGCAGCAAGAGGCUUCUCUGGCCAAUGUGGGUCAUCUGGUGGAUCAUGUACCCACUGCGGUGUCCCACCAAAGCGCCACUAUUGUGCACCGAAGUGUCCCCAGGAUUACGCCUCUCUUGGCACCUGCCGUGAGGACCACCUAUCUCCAGUAUCCUAUCUGGAGCUAUCCCCUUUACAAUGGAGCCAAUACCCUCUACAGAAAAUAAGCCUCCGCACGAAUCACUGAAUUAAAUUAAACCAUUGGAUCUGAAA